UAGAGCACCGUUCGAACAGCUAGGCGGUACCUUGGGGGUGUACUUCUUAAAAUUAUCUAAAAAUCACUUGACCUUCAGACAGGUUCUCACCACAGAUCGUUUUGUUUUUCAAGUUCGAAUUGUGCCAUUAUCUGCACUUUUUAUAGAUCUGGACCUGGAUUUUCAAAUAAUUUCUUUAUAAAAAAUUAGAAAAAAUAUCCAAAUUUCUAGUAUAAAAUUGAGCAAAUGGCGGGACAUUUAAAACCGAAUGACUUAAAAUAAGGGUUAUUGGGGGAUAUUAGGAAGGAUAUCAGUGGAUUUGGAGUUAUAUCGAGGGAUAAAAGUGGACUUUAGCGAUUAAGGGGGAUAUCGAAAAAUUUAUAGGAAUUAAAAAGGAUAUCGACGAUUGGGGAAUUAGUAGGGAUGUCAGGGUAUUUGGGAAUUAAAAGCGAUAUUGGGAGGUUUGUGGGGAUAAAAUUGGAUUUUGUGGUGUUUGAAGGGUAUAAAAGAAAUAUCAAUUGAUUUUUUGGAGUGUAGGUUUAAUGGGAUUUAGGGAACCUUGGGGUGAUUUUUGGAUUAGAGGUUAUCUCUUGAUCACUCUUAAUCAAAAUCACCUAAUAUGACUCAACCUUCAUUAUUCCCUCAAAUUCUUUUAUCCAACCUUAACUCAAUGAUAUCUUUUAAAUCCACAUUGAUAAAUCAGUACCCAUUUUAUCAUCAAUAUCAAUCAAUUUAUAUCCCUCAAAUCCACUUUUACUACACCAAUUUAUUUCCUCAAUACUCGACAAAUUUUAGUAAUAAAAUAGUAAAUAAAAUAAUUCAAUGA
This is a messenger RNA of Meloidogyne enterolobii, 805 nucleotides long. The record is from the annotation of a GenBank genome assembly. NCBI's taxonomy places the organism in Eukaryota, Metazoa, Nematoda, Chromadorea, Rhabditida, Meloidogynidae.